Messenger RNA from Helicoverpa zea (corn earworm), 1680 nucleotides. RefSeq lists its product as uncharacterized. Lineage: Eukaryota; Metazoa; Arthropoda; Insecta; Lepidoptera; Noctuidae. The coding region runs from base 14 to 886 and encodes 290 amino acids. The transcript has 6 exons. Gene Ontology annotation, biological process: regulation of apoptotic process. The record is from RefSeq and is a predicted model, not a curated record.
CGCAUGCGUACAAAUGUAUGUCAGGGUCAUGACCCGUGCUGCAAGGUCGCUACUGUUUAGCUCACUGUCAGUCUGCAGACCUUCUUGGAAACACGCGUUACUAAAUCCAGGACUUCAUAAUGGAUUUUCAGACCUCAAAAGUGACAUCAGUGUUGCAGUAAAAAUGCAUCGGUCACAGUCGUCGUUUUUGAGGGCAUGCAGCGUCCAAGCUCUAGAAGACUACGACACGCCAAGAGCUCCAUUACUCCGUCAAGUGUCACUAGACGAGGAGCGUCGGGACGAGUGCCAGGGUCACUGGCGAGGGCCUGAACUGCAGGGAGAGGAAGAGGAGAGGGGAGUGAGGCUGUUCAGAGCUCUGCUGCUGCAGCACUUGAGACUGGAGAGGCUGAGGCCCCCGCCGUGUUUUGUGGCUCCGGCGAGACCUGAUCAGAGAGGAUGGUGGAUGUACUGGCGCGACUGGCGCUCCCUGGAGCGGGCGGCGCGAAGGUUCCGAGAGACGAAGGCGCGGGCCCGCCUGGCUGCAGAGGCAGAACACAUAUCCCUGCUAAGCCUCGAUGAGGUCGAGUUUGAGGAUAUCAUGCAGGAACUUUGUCAGGCUUGUGUCCACACAGAACAAAGAGCACUGGUAGUGCUAGCGUUCCUCUGCGAGGUGUGCGCUCGCGCAGUCAGAGUUGGGGGCUGGUGCAGAGCAGUGGAUUGGGCGGCCAAACACGUCGCUCAGUGCGCCACGCCCUGGGCCAUCAGGCACGGUGGAUGGAGUACAGUCGUAGAACGUGCAGGCGGCGCCCGUCGCGACGAGACGACACUACUUGCCGGCGCGGCGCUCGCUGCGUUACUGGCGUUCUUACUGUUCUGCCGCGCGCGCCUGCGCACUGCGCUUUUGUAAAACUACCCUACCACACUACAUGGGAUCAGUUGAUGCGCUUUAAGCGAAAAUAGACCGUCAUACAGGUAAUACAAGUCUCAGAAUUGACUGGCAUAAUAUUCCGGAUCUGAUUUAAGAAGAUACAGAUUCAAAUUGGAAUCAAGACAGGAGGUUGACGCAGUAUAAUUCCAUGGUCUGAAAUCUUUAAGGCCAGGGUAUGAAAGAUUGUCUUAAGAUUGUUUGUAUUUGAUAAGAAUUACGUACCUAGUACUUUAUAGUAAUAAGUCUAAAUGUGAUGUUUAGAAGUUUUUCGGCACAAUAUUGUUUUUAUUUUUGUAAUCGCCUUCUUUAAGGGUUAGAUUUUUUAAGAUUUCAUAGUUUUUGCUUGUUCUAUGUUGCUUCGUGGUCCGUCGUUAACCGUUAUUAUGUGAAUUCAAUGUUUUUAUUAAUAAUGUGAAUUAAAAAACUAUCUUUGGUGUUUUGACACCUAAAGAUAUUAAAACUUUUCAUCGCUUAUUUCUGUGUCAAAGUGUGUUAAUGUUUUAGUAAUGUACUCUGUGUUAGUUUAUUUAGAAAUACGUAUCGCUGUCCAAAUUAUAUGAAAAUUUCUUAAAUUAAAUAUCUAUUUGUAUAUGUAUUUACGGAGAUAUGAGAUCCUUAUUUAUAAAGUUAUCUAUACCUUUUGAAUAAGUCGUGCGAAGUAUUUGUGCCACAAAUUAGCUCAAAGCCAUGUUGAGUGAUUAAGUUUGUUCGAAAUUGUAUUUAUAUGUUUUUCUAACACAAACUUUAUGGAUAUAAUAAAUAUUUUGAUUGGA